This is a messenger RNA of Penicillium waksmanii, 1047 nucleotides long. RefSeq names its product telomere length and silencing 1 family protein. Gene Ontology annotation, cellular component: spliceosomal complex. Bases 1 to 1047 code for a protein of 348 amino acids. NCBI's taxonomy places the organism in Eukaryota, Fungi, Ascomycota, Eurotiomycetes, Eurotiales, Aspergillaceae. The record is from RefSeq and is a predicted model, not a curated record. The transcript is spliced from 3 exons. Gene Ontology annotation, biological process: mRNA splicing, via spliceosome.
AUGGAGGACGUCGAUAUUGCCCCAGAAUCUCUCUUUCGCCCUGCGAAGCGACGCAAGUUCAUUCGACGACGACCAGAUGAAGACGCCGAAGAGACAGAGACCAGUCGCGACAUAACGACCACAACUAGUACAACGGACCAGAAACACGUAUCAGAUGGCCAGUCCAAGCUGAACGAAGACGACGACGAAUCUACACAAUCCACUGGUGUUGUCCGUUUGCGACGCCCCAAUCCUGCUCGAAAAGGAGGAAUUGGAUUCUCUGCCACAUCGCGACCCGGUCAAAAUUCAAACCGACAAUCUGCCCUGGUGCCAUCGAGGGAAUCCGAGAAAGAGAGCAUACGCGAUAUGACCGACAGAUUCACUGGGAAUGCUGGUCCGACAGUGGAUGUAGAUAAGCACAUGAUGGCCUAUAUAGAUUCCGAAAUGGCUAAACGAUACCGACACAGCCCGUUACCAGAGGACGAAGAAAAACAACCAAUCUCGCAGCAACUCUCCGAAAAACCAACAGCACCAGGACAAGCACAACCAGAGCGCGAGCCCGCUUCACUGGGCAGAUUACAUGAAAUCGACCUUGGCCAAGAGCCCAAACUGCGUAACAUUGAGCGCACUGAAGUAGCAACACGAGGUUUCGGCUUUGGAGAAUCACAAACAGAUCGCGAUCGGCCCGGUCCAGCAGAAGACUCUGGCAAGUCCAGGCGAAAUCGCAGACGUACCAGCGCCGAUAUCGAACGAGACCGACUUGUGGAGGAAGUGCUACGUGAGAGCAAGCAAUCUAUUCUAACCAUGGUCUCCUUCACAGUGGACGUCUACGACGAACCCGAAGACGAACCGAAUCUCGACGACCAAGCAGCCGACGACCGGAUCGCAGAGCAAUUCCGGCGCGACUUUAUGGAUGCGAUUCAGUCGAGACGUCGGGCUCGUACGAAUACAAAGCCGGCGACUACCAGCGGCGGUAGUGGUAGUAAGGUGGAACCGCCUAAGGGACCGAAGCUUGGGGGUAGUCGGAGUGCGAGAGCUGCGAUGCGUGAAAUGCAGAGUAAAAAGUGA